Cheilinus undulatus (humphead wrasse) is the source of this 1226-nucleotide messenger RNA. RefSeq names its product fas apoptotic inhibitory molecule 1-like. The transcript is spliced from 6 exons. The coding region runs from base 548 to 1093 and encodes 181 amino acids. The record is from RefSeq and is a predicted model, not a curated record. Gene Ontology annotation, biological process: canonical NF-kappaB signal transduction; negative regulation of extrinsic apoptotic signaling pathway via death domain receptors; positive regulation of neurogenesis. NCBI's taxonomy places the organism in Eukaryota, Metazoa, Chordata, Actinopteri, Labriformes, Labridae.
GGAAAUUCAAACAAAAUCAGACUUUGUGACGUUUUAUUUGAGAAAAUGAAGAAUCUUUGGACCAUUUUCAGCUCUGAAGGAAUGAGUGCUGAUCUCUAUCAGACCCGGUCACCAGUGAUUCAGACUCUGAUUCAGGUCCGACUCGUCAGACCAGCAGCAGCUCUUCUUCCUCUAUCUCUUCAUUGUUUCCUGAACUUAAACUUCACUGACAGAUUUAAGAGAUUCUGUUCCAGGUGUUCAUUAAGGUAAAGGUCAGAGGUCACCUACUACCUCCACCCCCCAGACCUCCUGUUGGUCCUAGCUCUCCAGCGGACGUGUACAUCUGUCCCAUCCAAACCCAGAUCUCCUCAGAGCUUGUCCUAAUUGGCUAACAUUGCAGAGUGAGCUCACGGCGGUAAGCCUCUUACAGUAAUUCACCUGCUGCUGAGCCGACACGGCGUUCCUGGCCCCGGGGCCACGCAGCCACAAACGGCUCCAUACGUGACCUCUCCAGCCGGCGGGGAGAUGACUCUGUGAUUCUCUCCGUCCUCUCUCGGCUCUUUGCGAGAUGCUCAGCGGGGAUCUGGUGGCCGUGUGGGAGGUGGCGCUCAGCGACGGCGUGUACAGGAUCGAGUUUGCCCAUGGGACCACCACGGGGAAGCGGAUCGUCCACGUCAAUGGGAAGGAAGUCAUCAGGAAGGACUGGAUGUUUAAGCUGGUCGGACAGGAAACGUUCACCGUGGGAAGCUCCAACACCAAAGCCACCAUCUUCAUCGAGGCCAUCAGCGGCUUCGCCUACGAGUACACGCUGGAGAUCGAUGGCAAGAGUCUACAGAAGUUCAUCGACAACAGAGCCAAGGUCACAAAAACAUGGCUGCUCAAGGUGGACGGGGAGGACUGCAGAGUGGUCCUGGAAAAAGACACCAUGGAUGUUUGGUGCAACGGGCAGAAGAUGGACACAAAGGGCGAGUUCGUGGAUGACGGCACAGAGACGCACUUCAUGCUGGGAGAACACGAGUGCUGCAUCAAGGCGGCGAGCAGUGGGAGGAAGAGGAGCGGCAUUGUGCAUUAUUUACUGCUGGACGGAGAGAAAGUUCCAGCUACAACACAAUGAACUGUCAAAGAGACUCAGUCAAUGAGGUAUUUUCAUGUCCAGAGACCACGCAGUGCUCCAGCAUCAGUAUAUAUUUAGUAGAAAUUCACCUCUGAUCAUGUAAAUAUGACAAAUAAACUCUGUGCAGCAUCAA